Messenger RNA from Aspergillus chevalieri, 486 nucleotides. RefSeq lists its product as uncharacterized. The record is from RefSeq and is a predicted model, not a curated record. The coding region runs from base 1 to 486 and encodes 161 amino acids. The transcript has 2 exons. NCBI's taxonomy places the organism in Eukaryota, Fungi, Ascomycota, Eurotiomycetes, Eurotiales, Aspergillaceae.
AUGGUUCACACAAGGUCAGGAGCAAAGGGACAGGAAACAACAGACAAAGCAGGAGAGCCAUCCGGACCUGCGAGGGCCAAGAAUAUUGUCAAAUCCGACAAUGGCGUGAUGAAAAAGAGGACCGAAGGCCGCAAACCGAAAACAACCGAAAAGAAAAAACAGCAGAAGGAACUGGAAAGUAUUAAGAAAGAUGUGGAGGAGGAGAAAGACCGGCGACCACUCGAACAGAGCUACAAAUUGUUACUGGACCAGCAACAGCAACAAGAAGCUGAAUAUGAUUUGAUGGACAUUGAAGAAGAGAACACGGGCGCGCACCAAGACUUUACGAGCCUGGAUUACAAGGAAGGACGAGAGGAUUCUGGUCAAGCAUCCACAUCCACAGCCGGUAGUAGCCCCGGUGGCGACCUGGAUAAACGCGAGAAAGACAAAAUCCUAUUCGCCCACUCCACCAGUAUUCAGCAAAGACGAACCUUCAGACUAUGCUGA